This is a messenger RNA of Lathyrus oleraceus (garden pea), 2041 nucleotides long. Its product is annotated as putative pentatricopeptide repeat-containing protein At1g02420. The coding region runs from base 184 to 1680 and encodes 498 amino acids. Lineage: Eukaryota; Viridiplantae; Streptophyta; Magnoliopsida; Fabales; Fabaceae. The transcript has a single exon. The record is from RefSeq and is a predicted model, not a curated record. Gene Ontology annotation, molecular function: protein binding.
UACUACCCACACUAUUUUCAAAGCAUUAAUAAAGUCAUUUUUCAAUUGUGAAAAUAAUGUAGAAGAAACCGCGACAAACAUAAGAAGAAAACACCUUCAUCGAUCCUAAUAAGCUGCUAAUUGAUUUUACAUCUUUCUCAGCUCACCACUGUCACACCAACCAAACAUCCUCAAAAUUUUCAAAUGUUCCUAAGGCACUGCAAAUCCGAGUCACCAUUCACCUCCAUUCUUCCUUCAAAUGUCAUCCUCCGCCGCCUCUUCAGCUUCAAUCCAAACGACGACGUACACAGAGUUUACACUCUCCUCACAACCACCUCUUCCCCCGAAGACCUCAAACAAUCCCUACAAUCAACCGGCAUUUUCCUCUCAAACGAAUUAAUCGAUCAAGUUCUCAAAAGGGUUCGCUUUGGCCACGCAAACCCCUCUCAAACCCUUGAAUUUUUCCGUUACACCGGAAGAAGAAAAGGGUUUUACCAUACCGCUUUUUCCCUCGACACCAUGCUCUAUAUCCUCGGUAGAAGCCGCAUGUUCGAUAACGUUUGGGAUCUUUUAAUCGAAACGAAGCGAAAAGAUCAAACUGUUAUAACCCCUCGAACUGUUAUGAUUGUUUUGGGCAGAGUUGCUAAAGUUUGCUCCGUUAGACAAACUGUUGAAUCGUUUAGAAAGUUCAAGAAGAUUGUUCCGGAUUACGGUACUAAUUGUUUCAAUGCAUUGUUGAGAACGCUAUGUCAAGAGAAAAGUAUGACGGAUGCGAGAAAUGUUUAUCAUAGUUUGAAGCAUAGUUUUCACCCAAAUUUGCAAACUUUUAACAUUCUUCUUUCUGGGUGGAAGACUUCUGAGGAUGCUGAGUUGUUUCUCAAUGAGAUGAAGGAAAUGGGGGUUACACCUGAUGUUGUUACGUAUAAUAGUUUGGUGGAUGUUUAUUGCAAAGGGAGGGAAAUUGAGAAGGCUUAUAAGGUGCUUGAUGAAAUGCGUGAACGGGAUUUGUCGCCGGAUGUGAUUACUUAUACAAGUAUUAUUGGUGGGUUGGGGUUGAUUGGUCAGCCGGAUAAAGGUAGAGAUGUUUUGAAGGAAAUGAAGGAGUAUGGUGUUUACCCUGAUGUUCCAGCAUAUAAUGCUGCUAUUAGGAACUUUUGCAUUGCAAAGAGGCUUGGUAAUGCUUAUGAAUUGGUGGAUGAGAUGACGAACAAAGGUUUAAAUCCUAAUGCAACUACUUAUAACUUGUUCUUCCGGAUUUUUUACUGGUCUAAUGAUUUAGAGAGUUCGUGGAACUUAUACAAGAGGAUGAUGGUUGAAGGGUGCCAUCCGAAUACGCAGUCUUGUAUGUUCUUGAUACGGUUGUUUAAGAGGCAUGAAAAGGUGGAGAUGGCGUUGCAGUUAUGGGGUGACAUGGUGGAGAAGGGUUUUGGGUCGUGUACCUUGGUUUCUGAUGUGCUGUUUGACAUGCUUUGUGAUAUGGGGAAGUUGUUGGAGGCAGAGAAAUGUUUCUUGGAAAUGAUUGAGAAGGGGCAGAAGCCAAGCAAUGUUUCAUUUAAGAGAAUCAAGGUUCUUAUGGAAUUAGCAAAUAGACAUGAGGCCAUUGAGAACUUGGCGCAGAAAAUGGGCGUGUUUGGGCGACCAACACAAGUUCGCGAAAGAGUUAUGACACCAGUAGCGGAAAUGGGGGGAUUGGACGUCUAACCAAAUAUCUUAAAUGAGCCAAACCAUGUCAGCCAAAUAGAUUGGAUCUACAACGUACGAGUUCAAAGGGAAGGGUGAGGACAGACACAAGACAUAAAGAGACGUUUCUACUUCAUUUCUGAUAUUUUCUGGCAUUGCUUUUUCCGUUCGAAUUGUUUCAGAAGGUCUUUAAACAUUGUAUGAGCUCUAUCAUGCUUUCGACAACACGUUGAACCAAGUCAGUUGAUAUAAUAAAAGAAAAUUUCUCUUUUGAAGACUCAGUUAUCCUUUCUUGGAAACAAUAUAAUGUAAAGAAUGUUGCUAUAUGGUCAUACAACCUGCAAAAUUUCAGUGACUUGUAGUAUCAUUUAAACUUUCUCUG